Molecule: messenger RNA, 1632 nt
Organism: Racocetra fulgida
Lineage: Eukaryota; Fungi; Glomeromycota; Glomeromycetes; Diversisporales; Gigasporaceae
Source: the annotation of a GenBank genome assembly
AUGAAGUAUCCCGAUUGUAAAAAAAUGCCCGAAGACGAAUUAUGUUGUCUAUCAAGGAUAAUAGUCACCUUAUUCUGUAAUCAACCUAAAUCGAAAAUACAUGUUCCACCUUUACCGACCGAGUGUAUGCAACAAAUCCUUCAACAUAUAGCAGAUCAAGGUGUAGGAUCAUUAUACCCAUUCUUGUUGGUUAAUCGAUAUUGGUGUAAUAAUGUUAUACCUUUUUUAUGGGCUCGACCAUUUGAAGGAACAUUAACACCAGAAAAUCGAUAUAAAUCCAUGUUGAUUUAUUUAUCAUCUCUUACUGCUCAAGAAAAAACCGCAUUGAAUGUUUCUUUAAAACCUUAUAACAUUACAAUUCCCGAUCUAGCCCCACCUUUAUAUAAUUACCCAGUGUUCUUGGAAGAAUUUUCAUAUAAAAACGUUGAGACAGCAGUAUAUUCAUGUAUAUGUCGAUGGAAUACCGAAGAUUUUGUAGCUCGCAAUAGAGAAGAACAAAUACUUGUUUUAGCAUCCACAUUAUGUCAAUUAUUCAUGAGAAAUUCUAAAAGUUUAAAAACUUUUAUAAUAGAUAAAUUUCUAAAUCAUUCCGAUUUACCAGAUUGUUCUAUAUUCAGUUCCGGACAACCUGGGUUAAGAAACAUUUCUAAUCUUACUAUCGAUUGCACAAAACCAAUGAUGGAAAAUACAAUUCGUUUAUUAGAAUUGAUUCCAUUUUUGUGUAAAAAUAUUCAUUGUUUAGAUGUUAAACUUUUAUUUUUUGAAAAUAAUACAGAGGUAAUACAAGCAAUUAUAAAAAUAAUUAGGGCUCAAGAAAGUUUGACUGAAUUUAAACUCGAUGGCGUAAAAAGUGGAGAAUCCAGAGAUAUUAUCCAAGCUCUACAAUGUCAAUCAUCAUCCAUAGCCACCAUAAAAUUUGAAAAUGUUGAUUUAACCACUGAUUCUUUGAGAUUACUCGCGUUAUGUCAACAACUUCGAAAUUUAUCAUUAAUACAAUAUAGAGGAUUAACCAUGGAAGAAAGUGUAUGGAAUCACAUAAAAUUUGAUUUAAGAAAAUUACGUUUAAAAAAUUCCGCUAGAUCUCCAUUAAUACCAGCGGCAUUAAUUCGAGCUGCAGGAGAACACUUGAGAUAUUUAAGUUACGAUAUAAUAACUAGAGAAACAAUAGAAGCCACGACUCUAUAUUGUCCUAACCUAACUGAACUAGAACUUUCGGAUUAUUUACCACAACAUGAUUCUCUUUUAUAUUUAUUAUUUAAAGGACUUCAUCAAAUCAAACGACUUACCAUAGCAUCAGUACAUAAUAAUGCAAGUAGAUAUAUGAUCAUUUCUGGAAGAGAAUUACCUACAACUUUGGAAUAUUUAAAAUUACAAUGUGGACCCUCAAUACAAAUAGAAAAUUUAUUAGAAGAUUGUGAGGCUCCUUUGAGAGUUUUAAUCUUAGAUGAUGCAGUAAAUUUAAAUUUUGCAGAUUUAAAGGUUAUUUCGAAAUUUGUGAAAAUCAAACGAACGUUAAGAUAUUUAGGAAUUGGUGGAAGGAUAUCAUGGAAUGGUAAAGAAAAAAAUGAAUUGGAAAUGUUAAAGAAACGUGGAGUUAAGAUUAUUCCUUGGUUUGAAAUUGAUAAGUGGUAA